Molecule: messenger RNA, 573 nt
Organism: Echinostoma caproni
Lineage: Eukaryota; Metazoa; Platyhelminthes; Trematoda; Plagiorchiida; Echinostomatidae
Source: the annotation of a GenBank genome assembly
UUAUCCCGAGGUGUUGGCUUCAUCCGAUUCGAUCAACGUUCAGAGGCCGAACAGGCAAUCAAAAAGCUAAAUGGUGUAAUCCCUCCGGAUGCAACAGAGCCAAUCACUGUGAAGUUGGCCAACUCGCCCGCUUCUGUGCACAACAGUAGCAGUACUAAUUCCGCAGCCGCAGCUGCAGCUGCAGCCGCCCUGACAGGACCUCUUCAACCACUUGUGCCGAAUGCUUUGGGAGGUUAUCUCGGUGACUACUCGCUCGAUUUGACUCACGCAGCAUCUCUGCAUCCCGUGCCCGGUGUUCCCCUAUCCACCACAACCCUUCCGUCUGGUUCCUCUCCUGCAUCUGCGACCGGUGGUACUUCGGAUCCGACAACAACUGCAGCCGCGGCAGCUGCAGCUGCAGUGGCAGCGGCGGCGGCUGCAGCUGCUGCAGCCGCGGCAAGUGCUACCUCCUCGUCCGCUCCCUCGUCGUCCACUUCCUCACCGUCCUCGGUGAACAAACCGAAUCCGGCCGCACUCACGAUGAUGAUGCUUUUGCAACAGGUAAGCCGCACCCUCAGCACUGUGCCCCGGUGA